Molecule: messenger RNA, 4077 nt
Organism: Plasmodium coatneyi
Lineage: Eukaryota; Apicomplexa; Aconoidasida; Haemosporida; Plasmodiidae
Product: SICA antigen
Exons: 8
Coding region: 1-4077 (1358 amino acids)
Source: RefSeq, a predicted model, not a curated record
AUGAAGACUUUAAUUGAUCGAAUGUCAAAGGAAAUGAUGAAGAAGGGCGAUAUGGGCAUUGCUCGUGCUGGAUGCCACGACAUGAUUAAACAGGGAGUAGUAAUGACACACGAGGAGGAAGAGGAGUGUGCGUAUAUUUUAAGUAACUUAUGGGAAAUAGGGACAGUAAGCAGAGUUCAAUGCGGAAGGGGAAUGAUUGAUGAAGAUAUUAAGGAUUAUGUACGAUGUGCAGUAAUGAAUAUGUGGUCAUUCUUGUAUCAUUCUGCACACUGCGAAGCAGGCAGAGCCAUAAAGGCUGCAUUUGGUGCAAUAAAGAGCAUGGGAGAAGCAUUGAGCACAGGGAUUAAGUGUACAGAAUGCGAGUAUGGAAUGUUGGAACCUAUGGUUAUAAGUGGAAAGAGGACGUUGAACUAUAUUCGCGGGGCUAUGGAACAGAAUACUGAACUUAUGAAAUUAAUAAAGGGAGGACCAAAACCAAAUAAACCAUGUCCACAACAGCCGAACACUGCUCCAUCAGCAUUGGGUCCUCCGAAUGUAGCAACAACAGGGCAUGAAUAUAAACAAACAGGACCAAUAGUAACGAAGUCAGCCACCAACAAAACAAAACCAUAUGAAUUCCUAACCAAAUUAUUACAUCUAUGGAUCAUGGCAAGAGGCACGUCACAAUUGGACGAAUUUGAGACACUUAUAUGGGAUGACCUGUGGAAAGUGUUCGAUGACAUGAUGAAUAAUGUCCUGGAGGAUGCGAACGAUGAGAAAACAUUGUGUGCCAGGGAAGAUGGAAAUCGUAAACAAAUAUUACAUGGGGACAAUCAAGGUAAGGAGCUGUGCAAAAUGUUAAUUAAAAUAUCCCUCUGGAUAGAUGGAUGGAAUCAGAAGUUCGAUAGGAUUAAUAGAUGGCAUUGGGUACCAAGAGAACGGGAGAAAAAGGCAAAAGAGAGAAGAUUACAGAAUUAUUUAAGAUGUCUAAUAGGUAAAGUUACUAUGUUGGGAAUGUUUAAAACACAUUGUAAGUUGAACAAAGUAACACCAGUAGUUAAGAUUAGUAUGGAAAAUAAAAGGAAGGAAGGAAACGUUAAGAAUAGAAGCGGAAUAUGUGAUGAAAUAGAUAAUGCAAGUAUAGGAGUAGGGGGAAAACUAAUAUGGGAAGAAUUAGAGAAUUGGAUAAAUGGUUAUACAAGACAGGCGAAUGAGGGAAAAGGUUUCCGGGAAGUAGUAGCAGGACAGAGUCCACUUCACACAAUAAAGGGAGAGGGGAAGAAUGGUUGUCCAACAGGGAAGGAGAAAGAAGGAAAUAGGGAGGAAACCCUAAGUGACUUAGGAAUAGUAGUCAUCCCAGGGGAGGAAAAAGAAAACAAAGAAGAAGAUAAUGUAAAUUGGAAAAAGAGUGCUAUAGGGGACAUGUUGAAAAAACUUAAACAGAAAGAAGAUGAAAGAAGAAGAGCAAGCGGAUGUUCUCCCUCCAACACCAAUGGAUUCGAGGAAGGAGAAGAAGAUAGUAUUAUGGAAUGGUUCACAAAGUUCUUUAAUAAUCCAGCAGAGGAUGACGAACAGUAUGAGCCUGGGAAAUAUGAUUGGAGUAAGUAUGAUAAAUAUAGUGCUAUAUGUGAGGAAGGUGCGGAUGAUCCAAGAUUUGACGCCAAAAAAUAUGGGUACUUCUGUAAAAUAAUGUUAAAGAAUUUAAUGAUGGUAACAAACCAAGGUAAUCAGAAUAAGCCGGAGAACAGUAAUACCAAGUGUAAGAGGAAGUUUAUUCCUAUUUGUGAUUUACUGAAAAUAUGGAUGACAUACAUGGGUGAAUCUUGUGUCCCCAGGAGUGUUAUGCAAUAUGUCUUUGAAGCUGUGGAAAACUUGGAAAAGGAAUGGAAAGGGGAGAAGAAUUAUGAGAAGUGUGAGUACGGUAAUAUUUCUAACCUAUAUAGGGGUAAUACGGAUAUAGGGCAUGAAGUGUCUAAAUUAUUGCGCAAUAGUACUGUGGGUAGUAAAUUAGGUGAAUUAAAUAGAAGGAAUUGGUGUGAUGAAAGUAGAAGGAGGUAUUGGACGCACCCAGACAUGUACAAUAAAGUUUCACGGAGUGAUGAGGGAACAGAUGGUGGAAGAAGUCAGAUUGAGGGAGUAAUGAAAGAAUUAAAGAGUCUUGUUAAAGGAGUGGAUGAAGGAAUAGAGGAGGAAGAGAAGGAGUUAGGGGAUAUUAUGGGAACUGUUACGGAAGUAGUGAAUGAAGUCAUGCAACAACAGCAGCAACAACAACUACCCCCACCCUCCACCUCAGCAGCCGGACAAGUUGUGGAAUGUACAGAUAAGACGGACUUGUGUGUACGUGCAGACUGUGUAGCAGAAAGGUGGAGAGCAAACAGGGAAGUAAAUAAUGUAACAUUCCCUGACUGGCUAGGAACAUUUUGGAAUAAUGACGUCAACAGUAGACUGAAGAAACUAUCUGAUGCUAUGACCACGGAUGACAAGAACAACGAAGAAGAGUGCGAGAGCAUUACCGUGUCAGGUAAUGCAUCGCUAGAAGCAAACAAAAAGGCAUGUAAUUACAUUGUUAAAGGUUUAAAGCAUAUUUACAACAUUCAGAAGGACCCAGUUAAAAUUACACAGGGGAAGAACCUUCAGGUGGAAGAAAGGAAAGCUUCGGACAAUCAACUAUUCUGGAGAACUAUGGAAUGCGUUUUAUUGAACGCAUAUGCCGACAAAUUAGAACAACAGUCCCCUUGUACCCCAAAGGCAGGUGUGACACACGCCUUCACUGCCGGAAAACAACUUUGGAAUGAUAUAUGCAAUAAUAAGGGUGAUACUAAUUGUGUUCAGUGCACAAGGGAACCUAACUUUAAAAAUUGUGAAAUUAACGAUAGUAAGAAAAGUAAAAAGGAUAAGGUAGAAGGCAGGGUGAAUAAGCUCCUCAAUGGGACGAACGGUACCCAACUACAGACAACUCUAGCUGCUAUAAAUUCUCUAAAUAAUAAUACCUUAUGUCAACGUGUCCAAUGUGUUACAGUUAAAUGGUUCGAGGACAGAAUAUAUUCAGAAACGAGCAAACAAAAUUGGUGUACAUUUUGGGGAGCGAACGACGUUGGAAAGGUAUUGAGGGAAAUGUCUAAGGCUAUGACCAAAGAGGAUGGAACGGACGACCACCUAUGUAAGAACUUCACCAGAACAAAUGGUGAAGCAAUACCAACAGAACCAGACAAAAAAGCAUGUCAAUACAUUACUAAAGGUUUAAGGUAUAUAUACAACAUUCAGGAAAAUCCUAAGGAUGACUACAAAAAUCAGAAGAAAAAUAAUCGAAUAUUUUAUCAAACUGUGGGCUGCCUCUUCCUGAAUGCGUAUGCAGAUAGAAUAAUAACAACUUGUCCAGACGUGGACGAAGACAAAAUAGUAUCAAUGUUUAAAAGUGGAAAUAAUAACAAGGACACUUGGUGUAAGGAUAAGGUUAAUGGUAAUGAUUGUGUACAGUGUGAAAGGGACACGAACUAUAAAAGUUGCACACUGAGCGUGAAGGAAGCACUGUUGAAUAAGAAACCAGGUAAAGAAUGCGAACAUCACAAAGAUAAUAUAAAAAAGAAGUUGGAUGAUAUGCUGAACCCAAAUGAGAACGGGGAUCAAGUAGUAAAGCCAGCUCUGACUGAAAUAAAUAACAUAUGCGAAACAGUAGCUGCCAAACCAGCCGGUACCACGAAACCUGCCACUACGAAACCAGGUAAAGAUCAAAAGCCCGAGGCGGUAGAAAAUGUACAGACAGUGAUCCUCAUUCUUCAGAUUCACAUCCCUCUGGUACAAGUACUACAACAAAUGCUCAACAACCUGAGCCAUCUCAUUCUCCAGGUUCGGGUUCACAACCCACAGCACCUGAUGCCCCCGCCGCUGUUCCAGGAACUGCAAAUGAAGUACACAAGACAGCCUCCCCUGCUCCUACUCCUGCUCUUAAUCCUGGUGGUCCACCUGAUGGUGAUAGUACGCAACAAGAUACUGAACCAAAGGCCGUUACUGAACCAGAUGUUGUACCCCAGAAACCAGAAUUACCUUCUGUACCAGGAAGGCAAGGUCCAGUUGUACAUGCACCAACAAAAAAAGUAA